This is a messenger RNA of Chara braunii, 948 nucleotides long. NCBI's taxonomy places the organism in Eukaryota, Viridiplantae, Streptophyta, Charophyceae, Charales, Characeae. The record is from the annotation of a GenBank genome assembly.
UGACGAUGGCGCUGGUGAAGCAGAUCUUGCAGUCUCUCACGAGGCACUUCACCAAUGAAGGUCCUUGCGGCAAGGACCCUGGCAAGGGGUCGAGGCACUGGCUGUGCAACUACUGCGAGACGCGGUUCGUUGGCACGAAGUCAGUCCUCGAGAGGCACUUCCGAGCUUGUGACUCGUGCAUUGACAGCGGAGGAGAGGGUGACCAGAAUUCAGGGCAUCCGGCUGGGGAAACACCAGGCCAGUCUGAUCGAAGGCGCAACUGGUGGAAGUGGUGGUCCAAGCACAGGACCGUCUUCUAGCAGUUUCGUGCCUCCAGCAUCAUCAGCACAGAGGCCGAGUGAUGGUGAGACGUCCUCGCCUGCAGGAUGGAGACAUGCUUCCCUCCUGCCCCUGGAGGUGGUGGACGGUCGGGAGGAAGUGUCGGGGCGCGGGCGGCGCAAGAAGAAGGCAACGGCAUCGGACGUUGCUGAGGAACAGCCGGUUCAGAAACGAAAGAGGAAGGUCGCAGAGGAGGAUGCAGCACCAAAAAAGAAGAGAGGGCGGCCUCCGCUUUCGCCCUCGAAGAAGGCUGCAAAUGCAGCAGCAUGUGCAGAGGCCGCAAGGGCUGCAGCAGCCGAGGUGGGAAGGCCUUCGAGGAAGAGAACGGCCGAGGUGAUCGAGGAUGACGAAGAAAAUCCGGGUCCCAGCCGGAAAAAGCAGUCUUCUUCAUCCUCGUCAUCGUCGUCCGAAGACAGUUCACCGCAGGAGGAGGAGGAAACGUCCCAGCAAUCGGACGAUAGUGGAGAGGCGGACGGCGAUGAGUCGGAUGAGGACAAGUCGCAGGCGGAGUCAGACGGGGAAGAACAGUCCGGGGAGGAGGACGAGUAGACACUUGUGAAUUAGUAUAGUGAGGGUAGUGUGUCCUCGUGCGCUUUUGUGGUCCUGAAACAACAAACUUUGCAAACUCCG